AAACACCCGUCAAAAUAGUUCGUCUAAGUUUUCUAUUCACAAUUCUCAAAACAUGAUUUUAAUAUCUAUAUUCACUAAUCCCUCAGUCAUCGUUAGGAAUAUAUAUAUCCUCCUAAACUGAGAAAUAUCUUCAAACAGAGUUUUAAGUUUGUUUUCAUGGGGAGGAUUCUAUGUUUAUUACUUGGGGUGGGGAUCUUUUUGUUCUUGUUCAGGAUUGUCUUAUUCAAAACUGGUUUGAUUCACACGGUUAAGAAAUGGAGGAGGACCAUCAUCGAUCUCUUUCAUGUUUACCAGCACUUCAAGGUCCCUGAAUUCAACGACGUCCAAGAAAACCAUCUCUACCGGAAAGUGUACACGUACCUGAAUUCAUUGAGCUCCAUAGAAGAUUCAAAUUUCACCAACCUCUUCACGGGGAAAAAGUCAAACGAGAUCAUCCUCCGCUUGGAUCAAAACCAGGCUGUUGGAGAUGAGUUUCUAGGCGCCAAAGUUUGUUGGAUCAACAAAGAAGACGACGAAGACGGAGCGAGGAGUUUCGUUUUGAAGAUACGUAAAGCCGAUAAACGGAGAAUUCUAGCUCCCUAUCUCCAGCAUAUACACACAGUAUCCGAUGAGCUUGAACAACAGAGAAACACAGAGCUGAAGCUUUUCAUCAACGUGGCUGAUGAAAAGAAGAACAUACGCUGGAGAUCGACGUCGUUUAAUCUACCUUGCACAUUCGAAAAUAUCGCCAUGGAAACGGAUCUGAAGAACAAGGUCAAAUCCGACCUCGAAUCGUUCCUCAAGGGGAAACAAUACUAUAACCGCCUUGGCCGCGUUUGGAAACGGAGCUACCUCUUGUACGGACCUUCCGGCACCGGAAAAUCAAGCUUCGUCGCAGCCAUGGCGAAUUUUUUGAACUACGAUGUUUACGACAUAGAUCUCUCCAAGGUAGCGGAUGAUUCCGAUCUUAAGAUGCUUCUGUUACAGACGAGAGCUAAGUCAGUGAUCGUGAUCGAGGAUCUCGACCGUUUCAUCGCUUCGAAAUCAACGGCUGUGAGCGUUUCGGGGAUUUUGAAUUUUACUGAUAGUAUCCUCACCUCUUGCGCGGGAGAUGAACGGAUCAUGUUGUUCACGAUGACGGGGAAAGAGCAUAUCGACCCGGCUAUGCUCCGACCGGGUCGGGUCGACGUUCACAUCCACUUCCCGUUAUGCGAUUUCGCGGCGUUUAAGACGUUGGCCAGCAACUACUUGGGGGUUAGAGAGCACAAGCUUUUCCCUCAAGUGGAAGGGAUUUUUCAAAACGGUGCGUCUUUGAGUCCCGCGGAGAUCGGAGAGCUGAUGAUCGCGAAUCGGAGUUCGCCGACUCGUGCGCUCAAGUAUGUGAUCAACGCUUUGCAGACGGACGGAGAUCGGAGAGGGAAUGCACGGCGUUCGUUUCUAGAAAGCGGCUCGAGGAGAUCGAUGUCGGAGGAUGCUUCUAGUGAAAUGAGUGGUUCUCUUUGCGGUGGCGGAGGAAGCUCGCCGGCGGUGAAGGAGUUUAAGAAGUUGUAUGGGUUGUUGAGAAUCAAGAGUAGUAGAAAGUCUGAGUCGUACGAUGCGGCUCGAGAUAUCCACGUGGAUUAAUUGUAUUGGCUGAAAUAGAGGAUGUUCGUCUGUGUUUUUCCCUCCUUUUUUUCUUUCUAGUUAAUGUACAAAAAAUUCGCAAGUUAAUUUGGUACGAAGAAAAGAAAGCCCAAGUGGACCGGUUGCAAAAAAGCCCAAUUAAA
Eruca vesicaria subsp. sativa (arugula) is the source of this 1745-nucleotide messenger RNA. The record is from the annotation of a GenBank genome assembly. Lineage: Eukaryota; Viridiplantae; Streptophyta; Magnoliopsida; Brassicales; Brassicaceae.